CGUCACUGUGUCAUGUCGACGGGAGUGUGCGCCAUCUUGAAGCGAAAGCAAAUCACGGGCAGAUCCCGCUCUCGCUGAACCCGCUCUCAUUCCGCGCUCGUUCAUACCGUCCGCCCGGCUGAGCUCGAGGAUAAGCCGCGCUGAAGGAUCGAGGCACAGGCAUAGGCACCGGAGAUGAUGGCAGGGGUUGGUGGAGGCAAUGAUUUCCAGUGGUGCUUCUCCCAGGUCAAAGGAUCCAUAGAUGAAGAUGUUGCAGAAGCGGACAUUAUCUCAACCGUUGAAUUUAACUAUUCUGGGGAGUUACUAGCCACAGGAGACAAAGGGGGAAGAGUCGUCAUAUUUCAGAGAGAACAGGAGAGUAAAAACCGCCCACUCUCAAGAGGGGAAUACAACGUGUACAGCACUUUUCAGAGUCAUGAGCCUGAGUUUGAUUACUUGAAAAGUUUAGAAAUAGAGGAGAAGAUCAAUAAAAUCAGAUGGCUCCCACAACAGAACGCUGCACACUUUCUCCUGUCCACAAAUGACAAAACCAUUAAACUAUGGAAGAUUAGUGAAAGGGACAAACGAGCGGAAGGAUACAACCUUAAAGAUGAAGAUGGAAGACUGCGAGAUCCGUUUCGAAUCACAUCACUACGGGUUCCUGUGCUGAUGCCGAUGGACUUGAUGGUGGAAGCCAGCCCGCGCAGAAUAUUUGCAAACGCACAUACAUAUCACAUCAAUUCCAUUUCAGUAAAUAGUGAUUAUGAAACAUACCUUUCUGCAGACGACCUCAGAAUAAACCUCUGGCAUUUAGAAAUCACAGAUAGAAGUUUUAACAUUGUAGAUAUAAAACCAGCCAAUAUGGAGGAGCUGACGGAGGUGAUAACGGCGGCCGAGUGUCACCCACACCAGUGUAACGUCUUUGUAUACAGCAGUAGUAAAGGAACCAUCCGCCUGUGUGACAUGAGGGCCGCCGCGCUCUGCGAUAGACAUAGUAAAUUUUUUGAGGAGCCAGAAGAUCCCAGCAGCCGGUCGUUCUUCUCAGAAAUCAUCUCCUCCAUAUCCGACGUCAAGUUCAGCCACAGCGGUAGAUACAUGAUGACCCGCGAUUACCUCUCCGUUAAAGUUUGGGACCUGAACAUGGAGAACCGGCCUGUAGAGACCUACCAGGUACACGAGUACCUACGUAGCAAGUUGUGCUCGCUCUACGAGAACGACUGCAUUUUCGACAAGUUUGAGUGCUGUUGGAACGGUUCAGACAGUGCCAUUAUGACGGGUUCCUACAACAACUUCUUUAGGAUGUUUGACAGGAACACGCGCAGGGACAUCACACUGGAGGCGUCGAGGGAGAACAGUAAACCCCGUGCCAUGCUCAAACCCCGCAAGGUCUGCACCGGCGGCAAACGGAAGAAAGACGAAAUCAGCGUGGACAGCCUGGACUUCAACAAGAAGAUCCUACACACCGCCUGGCACCCGAAAGAGAACGUCAUAGCUGUGGCCGCCACCAACAACCUGUAUAUAUUCCAGGACAAACUUAACUAAAAAAGAGAAAAAAAGAAA
Messenger RNA from Rhinichthys klamathensis goyatoka, 1539 nucleotides. It is a transcript of the gene ppp2r2d, whose product is annotated as protein phosphatase 2, regulatory subunit B, delta. The coding region runs from base 175 to 1521 and encodes 448 amino acids. The record is from RefSeq and is a predicted model, not a curated record. Gene Ontology annotation, molecular function: protein phosphatase regulator activity; protein binding. NCBI's taxonomy places the organism in Eukaryota, Metazoa, Chordata, Actinopteri, Cypriniformes, Leuciscidae. The transcript is spliced from 10 exons. Gene Ontology annotation, cellular component: cytosol; protein phosphatase type 2A complex. Gene Ontology annotation, biological process: peptidyl-serine dephosphorylation.